Oppia nitens is the source of this 1377-nucleotide messenger RNA. RefSeq names its product mitochondrial carnitine/acylcarnitine carrier protein-like (gene colt). Gene Ontology annotation, molecular function: O-acyl-L-carnitine transmembrane transporter activity. Gene Ontology annotation, biological process: mitochondrial transport; carnitine transmembrane transport. Bases 401 to 1306 code for a protein of 301 amino acids. The record is from RefSeq and is a predicted model, not a curated record. Gene Ontology annotation, cellular component: mitochondrial envelope. The transcript has a single exon. Lineage: Eukaryota; Metazoa; Arthropoda; Arachnida; Sarcoptiformes; Oppiidae.
GUAUAUUCUAUGAUUAGAACUACUUUAUACUGUAGUUAUAGAGCAAUGAAUUGAAACAAUUUUUAAGAACCGAACCGAACGGUUGCACUCAUUAUAAUCAUUAAUAUUGUGAUACACUUUGAAUAACAAUCAAUUGAUUCAUUUAUAGUAACAUUAAUUGUUUGCUAACUUAUGAUAUUUAUUUUGAUUUGAGUCCACGUCUAGUGUUUAAUUGAAUUAACAGUCAAUUAGUUUAUAUUGAAUUUAAUUGAAUAAUUGACUGACUUUUGCCAUACAUUGACAUCAAUUAUACAUUUGUUUUGAUAUAUUUUCUAUCAUUAGUUUUGAUGUCUUUUUAAUUCAAUAUUUUUGAAUAUUUAUAAAUUUGUGUCAAUAAUCAAGUUAUAAGACGAAGACACAAAUGUCGGGUCAGAAGACAUCUCCGUUGAAGAACUUCUUUGCCGGUGGUUUUGGUGGUAUGUGUUUGGUAUCAGCGGGUCAUCCAUUGGACACAAUCAAAGUGCGAUUGCAGACAAUGCCGCUACCAAUGGCCGGACAGAAACCAUUAUAUGCGGGAACUUUUGAUUGCGCGAAGAAGAUUAUAGUCAAAGAAGGGGCACUCGGACUAUACAAAGGCAUGGCUGCGCCCCUCACGGGUGUCAGUCCUAUGUUUGCCGUCUGUUUUCUUGGAUUUGGUAUCGGAAAGCGUUUACAGCAAACCAAAGAAGACGAUCCGUUAACUAUGAUUCAAUUGUUUAAUGCGGGUAUGAUAUCGGGUGUGUUCACAACUGCCAUAAUGGCACCGGGAGAGAGAAUCAAAUGUCUAAUUCAAGUACAGGCAGCAGACUCUAAGACACCCAUCAAAUACAAGGGACCCGUCGAUUGUGCCAAACAAUUGUAUCGCGAGGGAGGAAUAAGAAGCAUAUAUAAGGGAACGGCAGCCACUCUUUUGCGAGACGUACCGGCGAGUGGCAUGUAUUUCAUGACAUAUGAAUGGUUACAACAAGUUUUAACACCAGAAGGCAAAUCACGAAGUGAUCUGAGUGCUGGUCGAACUUUAUUUGCUGGAGGAAUGGCCGGUAUUUUUAACUGGAUGGUAGCCAUACCUCCAGAUGUACUCAAGUCUAGACUUCAAACAGCACCGGAGGGUAAAUACCCGAAUGGUAUUAGGGAUGUAUUUAGACUAAUGCUCAAAGAGGAGGGUAUUGGAGCUCUUUAUAAGGGCGCCACACCUGUUAUGUUAAGAGCUUUUCCGGCAAACGCCGCCUGUUUUUUUGGGUACGAGUUGGCCAUGAAAUUCCUUAAUAAGUUUACUCCUAAUCUUUAAUGUCAAGAUUUUUUAUCACCAUUUAUUCAAUUAUUGAAAUAAUAAUAAUUAUGAAAGUAAACACAAACACC